Phycomyces blakesleeanus NRRL 1555(-) is the source of this 192-nucleotide messenger RNA. RefSeq lists its product as hypothetical. The record is from RefSeq and is a predicted model, not a curated record. NCBI's taxonomy places the organism in Eukaryota, Fungi, Mucoromycota, Mucoromycetes, Mucorales, Phycomycetaceae. Bases 1 to 192 code for a protein of 63 amino acids. The transcript has 2 exons.
AUGCUUCCAUCCCUCCAGCGUAAUCUCUUUCCUGCUUUGGCUGUCCUUAUUCUUCCCUGCGGCUACUAUGCCGGAGUACUCCUUCAUGAACAGGAACGACAGGCGAGACUACUCGAACAACGAGAAGCUCUGGCAGAAGAACGCCAGGCCCUACUACAGAAGAUAAAGCUUGCUAAAGAAGAAACUGCUUGA